ACAGCUUUCCACCAUCCAUUAUUUUCCUAAAAAAUAAUACACCAAGUGGGUUGGGAUGAGAGAUUCUUGAUUUCUAUAUAAUCCACAACACAGCCUUCAUCAAAAACCUCUUUCCCCUUCACUCAUCUUCUCUUCCCUUAUCUUCUUCUUCACAAUAAUCUUUAUUUAUCUCUUCCUCUCUGUUUCAUCUUCUCUUCAAUAAGCCUAAAAACCAAACCCUCCUCUGUUUCUUUGUUUCUUCUCCUCUUGUUCUGUUAUCAUCAUCAUAACACACAAAAACAUAUAAUUCAGACCACCGUAAAAACAGAGUCUUUUGAUGAUCGGAAACUGAUGACUCCCGUUCUCUGCGAAAUCUUGCUCUCUGGGCUCACGGUUAAAUCUGCUCUCCGCCGUAGAACCCAUCUCGUUCAAUCUUUCUCCGUCGUCUUCCUCUACUGGUUCUACAACGUUUCAUGAAUUGUUACAAACUCCUAAUCUGAAUCAAUCCCUUAAAAAAAAACUAUUCAAUUAAUUUUCAGACAAAACCUUAUAAGAUAAAACAUAAAAAAAAUCUGUCCUUUUUUUAAUUUUUCGUUUCUUUGUAAUUGUUUGAAUCAAUGGCGUCAUCAAGCAGUACUUACCGGAGCUCUAGCUCUUCCGACGGCGGUAAUAACAACCCGUCAUCAGACUCCGUCGUCACCGUCGACGAGAGAAAACGUAAAAGAAUGCUCUCGAACCGUGAAUCUGCUCGUAGAUCGAGGAUGCGUAAACAAAAACACGUUGAUGAUCUAACGGCUCAGAUCAAUCAGCUUUCGAACGACAACCGUCAGAUCUUGAACAGCCUCACCGUGACAUCUCAGCUUUACAUGAAGAUCCAAGCCGAGAACUCUGUUCUCACCGCUCAGAUGACGGAGCUUAGCACCAGACUCGAGUCGUUGAACGAGAUCGUCGAUCUUGUUCAAUCCAACGGUGCAGGAUUUGGUGGUGGUGACCAGAUCGACGGCUGUGGUUUCGAUGAUCGUACGGUUGGGAUUGACGGAUAUUACGAUGAUAUGAUGAGUGGUGUUAAUCAUUGGGGUGGUUCGGUUUACUCUAACCAUCCCAUUAUGGCUAAUGAUAUCAAUAUGUAUUGAUUACCAAACAAAUUAAUUAAAUAAUUAGUAUUAUCAUUAUCAUUAUUAUUGCCCCUCCCCUUUUUUGUUUUUUAUUUUUGAAGUUUAGCUUUUUUGGUGUUUUUGGGUUGGUGUGAUGAUGUAAUUAUACUACAUGCAUCUUUGAUUGGUUGGAAGGGAUAAAUAUAAACUUUUAUAUAUAUUCGGGGCAUAUAUAUAAUUGAGUUGUACUUUGUCAUGUAUUGGUGUGUGUUUUGUUAUAAUUAUAUAAUUUGAUUAUGUUUAUGUUAUCA
Capsella rubella is the source of this 1384-nucleotide messenger RNA. RefSeq names its product bZIP transcription factor 2. The transcript has a single exon. Gene Ontology annotation, molecular function: transcription cis-regulatory region binding; DNA-binding transcription factor activity. The record is from RefSeq and is a predicted model, not a curated record. Gene Ontology annotation, cellular component: nucleus. The coding region runs from base 597 to 1112 and encodes 171 amino acids. Lineage: Eukaryota; Viridiplantae; Streptophyta; Magnoliopsida; Brassicales; Brassicaceae. Gene Ontology annotation, biological process: positive regulation of DNA-templated transcription.